AUGGCGCUGCCCUGGGGCAGCCGGGACCCCCACCGACGGGGCUCCCGGCCCUGGAAGGGGCUUCUUCUGACAGUUGUCUUUCUAAUGGCCUGGAUCCCACCGGCCCCAGCCCUGAUGAACAUCUUAGUCAUCCCGGAGCCACCAGCCCAGGGGGACAACGUCACCCUGUUGGUUCGAGGCCUCCCAGGGGAGCUUCUGGCUUACAACUGGUACCGGGGGACGAACCUCAACCAGGCCCACCUCAUCCUGAGCUAUAUCAUCAGCACAGCAGACGAGACCCCCGGGCCAGCCUACACCGGCCGCGAAGCUGUCCGCCCGGACGGGAGUCUGACCCUCCGGGAUGUGGUCCCUGAGGACUCGGGCAGCUACAUCCUGCAGACCCUGAACAAGCAGUUCCAGACCGACAUCGCCUACGGCCACCUCCUAGUCCAUGUUCCAACCUGGCUGGGCUGGACCAAGGCCAGAAAGAGGGAGAGGCAGGGAGCCCACUGGCCUUUCUGUUGUCUCAGGCCUCUCCACAUCGCAGUAGCCCAGGGCAACCUUCUGGCAGUGCAGCGCCUGGUCCAGCUCUUCCAACAAGGGGGGAGGGACCUGGACGUCUACAAUAACUUAAGGCAGACACCCCUCCACCUAGCCGUCAUCACUACCCUGCCCUCGGUGGUGAGGCUCCUGGUGUCUAGGGGGGCCAGCCCCAUGGCCCUGGACCGAAAUGGCCAGACAGCAGCUCACUUGGCCUGUGAACACCGGAGCCCCAGCUGCCUGCGGGCCCUGCUGGACACCUCAGCCCCUGGGGCACUGGGCCUGGAAGCCAGGAACUAUGAGGGGCUGACCCCCCUCCACGUGGCUGUCAACACAGAGAACACGGAGACCGUACUGCUGCUGCUGGACCGAGGAGCAGACAUUGAUGCCGUGGACAUCAAGAGUGGCCGCUCCCCGCUCAUCCAUGCUGUGGAAAACAACAGUUUGAAUAUGGUGCAGCUGCUGCUCCAGCACGGCGCCAACGUGAACGCUCAGAUGUACUCGGGCAGCUCUGCCCUGCACUCAGCCUCCGGCCGAGGCCUCCUGCCGCUGGUCCGAACCCUGGUCCGCAGCGGGGCUGACAGCAGCCUCAAGAACUGUCACAACGAUACCCCUCUCAUGGUGGCUCGGAACCGACGGGUCAUUGACAUCCUGAGGGGGAAAGCUUCCCGCUCUGGCCCCCAGCCUGCCCUGGGACCAGCAGAGCCCACCCAAGAUGGAAGCGCCCCCGUGUCCCCCGAAGGUAGCAGCCAGUUAGGAUCUAGUGGCCCACCUUCAGCAUCUCCGGCUUCGUCCUCGCCACCCCGCUCUCCCCCUGAGGAUCCCCCCACCUCGCUCCAGGGCCCCCAGAUAUUCUUCCUGCCCACCCAGUCCCCAACAGCGUUUCUUCCCUACCCCGGGCCGCUCCGAGUCCCCGGCCGGCCGGUCCCCCCAUCCCCUGCCCCCGGUGGGAGCUGAGGGAAGAGGGGGGAAGGUCUCUGUCCUAAAGGGAAGGGCCCCUGGAAAACUGUGAAGGGCACAUGUCCCCCCUCCUACCAAGACUCACAGGACCAAGAUUUGCACACACCUCAUCCCUGCCCCUCUGCAAGGGAAACGGGGCGUCUGGCUGGCAGUGCCCCCACCUGCCCUGCUCCUUGUCCCCCCGACGCCCUUUGUCCGAGAUACCUCUCCGGGGCUCUGGCUCGUGCCAGCUCCCUGGGGCUGAAGACAAUGUAAAUUAUUGGGGAUUUCGGUUUACUUUUGUAAUAAACUAUUUUUGUAUCAUA
Molecule: messenger RNA, 1784 nt
Organism: Gracilinanus agilis (Agile Gracile Mouse Opossum)
Lineage: Eukaryota; Metazoa; Chordata; Mammalia; Didelphimorphia; Didelphidae
Gene: BCL3
Product: BCL3 transcription coactivator
Exons: 9
Coding region: 1-1476 (491 amino acids)
Molecular function (GO): protein binding
Source: RefSeq, a predicted model, not a curated record